Bemisia tabaci is the source of this 855-nucleotide messenger RNA. The record is from RefSeq and is a predicted model, not a curated record. NCBI's taxonomy places the organism in Eukaryota, Metazoa, Arthropoda, Insecta, Hemiptera, Aleyrodidae.
UCUAAACUAGAAGAAACCACUAGAGAUCUCACAGCGCAAAUCACAGAAUUGCAGGAAGAAAGCAAACAGUACAGAGACCGAGAAGAACACUAUUUAAAAUUCAUUAGGGAAUUGGAGCAAAAAAAUGAUGACCUAGAGCGACUUCAAAGAGCAACACAUGUAUCUUUAGGUGAAUUUGAAGCUAAAAUGAAUUCAGCAAUAGAGCGUAACGUACUUUUAGAACUAGAAUUAGAUGAAAAAGAGAAUUUAAAAGCGAUGGUUCAAAGGUUGAAAGAUGAAACCAGAGAUUUAAAACAAGAAAUUCUAAUUAAAGAAAAAAUUAAUUCUUCCGAUAAAUCUGAAAAAUCUUCUGCUGUCAGACGAGGCAAUAGUUUUAGGCUGGCAACAACAGAUGGUCUCAUUGAUUCAAAUAAACUGACAGCGUCAACAGAAGAAAUGCCUAGCUCCAAAUUGUCUCAACAGAACAGUACUAUUAAAAGUUAUGCUGCAAGUCCUGGUAUUACGACGCCCACAAAAAUUUCUGCAAUGAAUAUUGUUGGCGAUCUCUUACGCAAAGUUGGGGCCCUGGAAUCAAAAUUAGCAUCAUGUAAUCGAAACAGCCCUAGACCAAGCCUCACAACCAGCAGUGACUCAAGAGAUUCUUUCCGGGGUCGUAACCUUAGCCGAGGAACUUCAACUCCAUCAAUCCAUCGCCUUGUACAGUCAUAACAGUUCCAGUCCUCUUCAAAUGAUUUAUUUCAACUGCACGUACUUUUCUCGCUUAGAUUCUGCAAAUUGUAAAUAUCGAGAGUUAUGUACUUUUUAUUUAUGUACUGUGUAAAAAUGUAAUUAUAUAUUAUUGAUUUUGAAGGGAUA